AUGUUGCUACUACAGCUCCCAGCUGUCGUGCUGACGUGUCACUUGCUAGACUUUUUGCCUGCUGGAGCAGCAUGGGCGCUGAUCGCUAUUGCCCACUUUACUGAGAUUGACGCCCACACCAUCACUUCAUAUGUCAACGCUCGUGGCUCCCAGUUGCUUCGACUGCUGGAGGCUAUACUCCGAGACGGGCUGACGGUCCCAGUCUUCGAAUACCGGCAGCUACCUACUGUGUUGUUGAGCUGCCCUUGCGGGAGCCACCGACCAGCGCGCGAGCGUUUGGCCGACUUCGCCUUCUUUGUCUUGGGGUUGCCCCAGCAGCCAGAGACCUCGUUUGAUGCUUCUCUGAUGAAGUUUGACACCUUUAUGGACAAGGAACUCCGUUUUUCGUAUUACUGUUGUGCAAGAAACGCAUGCCCCAUGUCU
Molecule: messenger RNA, 423 nt
Organism: Cladocopium goreaui
Lineage: Eukaryota; Dinophyceae; Suessiales; Symbiodiniaceae
Source: the annotation of a GenBank genome assembly